Messenger RNA from Octodon degus (degu), 3997 nucleotides. It is a transcript of the gene Epha2, whose product is annotated as EPH receptor A2. The record is from RefSeq and is a predicted model, not a curated record. Lineage: Eukaryota; Metazoa; Chordata; Mammalia; Rodentia; Octodontidae. Gene Ontology annotation, cellular component: neuron projection; plasma membrane. Gene Ontology annotation, molecular function: transmembrane-ephrin receptor activity; protein binding; ATP binding. Gene Ontology annotation, biological process: cell surface receptor protein tyrosine kinase signaling pathway; axon guidance; protein phosphorylation. The transcript is spliced from 16 exons. The coding region runs from base 17 to 3199 and encodes 1060 amino acids.
GACGUCAGCGCGGGGCAUGAAUGAACAGGAGCGGGUUCUCACCCAACUUCCAUUAAGGACUCUGGGCAGGAGGGACAGAAGUUGCGCGCGGGCGCGCGGGCGGGCGGGAGAGGGGCACAGAGGCCGGCGAGACACCUGGGAGCCAGCGGAGAGCGAAGAUCGCAGCAUGGAGAGCCGGGCGGCCCGCGCCUGCCUGGCCCUGCUGUGGGGCUGCGCGUUGGUGGCGGCCGCGGUGGCCCAGGGCAAGGAAGUUGUCCUGUUGGACCUUGCGGAAGCCAAAGGGGAACUCGGCUGGCUCACAUCUCCCUACGGCAAAGGGUGGGAUUUGGCGCAGAACAUCAUGAAUGACAUGCCCAUCUACAUGUACACGGUGUGCAACGUGGUGACAGGUGACCAGGACAACUGGCUGCGUACGAACUGGGUGUACCGCGGCGAGGCCGAGCGCAUCUUCAUCGAACUCAAGUUCACUGUGAGGGAUUGCAACAGCUUCCCUGGCGGUGCCAGUUCCUGCAAAGAGACCUUCAACCUCUACUACUUCGAGUCGGACAUGGACUACGGCACCAACUUCCAGAAGCGCCAUUUCACCAAGAUUGACACCAUCGCGCCUGACGAGAUCACCCUCACCAGUGACUUUGAGGCCCGCCACGUGAAGCUGAACGUGGAGGAACGCACCGUGGGCCCGCUCACGCGCAAGGGCUUCUACCUGGCCUUCCAGGACAUUGGUGCCUGCGUGGCGCUGCUCUCUGUCCGAGUCUACUAUAAGAAGUGCCCGGAGCUGGUGCAGGGGCUGGCCCGCUUCCCCGAGACCAUCGCGGGCUCUGACGCACCGUCCCUGGCCACAGUGGCUGGCACCUGCGUGGAGCACGCCAUGGUGCUCCCCGGGGGAGAAGAGCCCCGCAUGCACUGUGCAGUGGACGGCGAGUGGCUGGUGCCCAUCGGGCAGUGCCUGUGCAAAGAGGGCUACGAGAAGGUGGAGGACACCUGCCAAGCCUGUUCCCCGGGAUUCUUCAAGUCCCAGGCAUCUGAGAGCCCUUGCCUGGAAUGCCCUGCACACACGCUGCCGUCCCUCAGAAGUGCCACCUCCUGUGACUGUGAAGAAGGCUACUUCCGGGCACCCAAGGACGCGCUGUCCAUGCCCUGCACACGCCCGCCCUCUGCCCCGCACUACCUCACAGCUGUGGGCAUGGGUGCCAAGGUAGAGCUGCGCUGGACACCGCCCCAGGACACAGGGGGCCGAGAGGACAUUGUCUACAGGGUCACCUGCGAGCAGUGCUGGCCGGAGUCGGGAGAGUGUGGGCCCUGUGAGGCCAGCGUGCGCUACUCAGAGUCACCACACGCGCUCACCCGCACCAGCGUGACGGUCAGUGACCUGGAGCCACACAUGAACUACACCUUCGCCGUGGAAGCCCGCAAUGGCGUCUCAGGCCUGGUGACUAGCCGCAGCUUCCGCACUGCCAGUGUCAGCAUCAACCAGACAGAGCCCCCCAAAGUCAGGCUGGAGGGCCGCACCACCACCUCGCUGACCGUCACCUGGAGCAUCCCUGUGCCACAGCGGAGCCGCGUGUGGAAGUACGAGGUCACCUACCACAAGAAGGGGGAUGCCAACAGCUAUAAUGUGCACCGCACCGAGGGCUUCUCUGUGACUCUGGAGAACCUGGCACCGGAUACCACCUACCUGGUCCAGGUGCAGGCACUGACGCAGGAAGGCCAAGGGGACGGCAGCAAGGAGCAUGAGUUCCAAACACUGUCCUUGGAAGGUUCAACCAACAUGGCAGUGAUCGGUGGUGUGGCUGUCGGUGUUGUCCUGCUCCUGCUCCUGGCCGGAAUUGGCUUUUUCAUCCACCGCAGGAGGAGAAGGCUGCGGGCUCGCCAGUCCUCAGAGGAUGUUUAUUUCUCCAAAUCAGAACAACUGAAGCCCCUGAAGACGUACGUGGACCCCCACACCUAUGAAGAUCCUAACCAGGCUGUGCUCAAGUUCACCACGGAGAUCCACCCGUCGUACAUCACAAGGCAGAAGGUGAUCGGGGCAGGAGAGUUUGGGGAGGUGUACAAGGGGAUGCUGAAGUCGUCCUCUGGGAAGAAGGAGGUGCCUGUAGCCAUCAAGACGCUAAAAGCUGGCUACACAGAGAAGCAGCGGGUGGACUUCCUGAGUGAGGCCAGCAUCAUGGGCCAGUUCAGUCACCACAACAUCAUCCGCCUGGAGGGCGUCAUCUCCAAAUGUGAGGCUCAGGGGUUCCAGGGACCUGACCCACGGGGGUGGGGGGGUUGCUCUGGGGGCCCCCUGCCCCACCCUCCUCUCACACCUGUACCGUGCCCUGCAGACAAGCCUAUGAUGAUCAUCACGGAGUACAUGGAGAACGGGGCCCUGGACAAAUUCCUUCGGGAGAAGGAUGGUGAGUUCAGCGUGCUGCAGCUGGUGGGCAUGCUGCGGGGCAUCGCGUCUGGCAUGAAGUACCUGGCCAAUAUGAACUACGUGCACCGCGACCUGGCCGCCCGCAACAUCCUUGUCAACAGCAACCUGGUCUGCAAGGUGUCUGACUUUGGUCUGUCCCGAGUGCUGGAGGAUGACCCCGAGGCCACCUACACCACCAGUGGUGGCAAGAUCCCCAUCCGCUGGACAGCCCCAGAGGCCAUCUCCUACCGCAAGUUCACCUCGGCCAGCGACGUGUGGAGCUACGGCAUUGUCAUGUGGGAGGUGAUGACCUACGGCGAGCGGCCCUACUGGGAGCUGUCGAACCACGAGGUGAUGAAAGCCAUCAACGACGGCUUCCGGCUCCCCACGCCCAUGGACUGCCCCUCGGCCAUCUACCAGCUCAUGAUGCAGUGCUGGCAGCAGGAGCGCGCCCGGCGCCCCAAAUUUGCGGACAUCGUCAGCAUCCUUGACAAGCUUAUCCGAGCCCCCAACUCCCUCAAGACCCUGGCUGACUUUGACCCCCGGGUGUCCAUCCGGCUGCCGAGCACCAGCGGCUCUGAGGGCGUCCCCUUCCGUACCGUGUCCGAGUGGCUAGAGUCCAUCAAGAUGCAGCAGUACACUGAGCACUUCGUGGCAGCUGGCUACACCGCCAUUGAGAAGGUGGUACAGAUGACCAACGACGACAUCAAGAGGAUCGGGGUGCGGCUGCCCGGCCACCAGAAGCGCAUCGCCUACAGUCUGCUGGGCCUCAAGGACCAGGUGAACACCGUGGGGAUCCCCAUCUGAGCUCCGAUGGGGUCUUGCGUCCCCCUGAACAAAGAUACUUGAAGACACAAAGCGGCCUUCCUGCCAACUGCGUGCCGGGCCUCCAAGGACUUAUUUAUUUCUAGCUGUUCCUUAUGGACCCUCCCUGGGGCCUCUGCUGGGAACCUUUGGCGACUCUGGCCUGAACUGACCGAUGCUUUGGGAGGCUGGGCCCAGACCUCUUCCCUGCUGAGUACUUAGCCGGCACCAUCUUGUUCCCAGCGUCCUCUGGGGCAAGAGCCCUGCCAAGGCUGUAGACCUCAAAGGGGCCAUUCCUAAACCCACCUCCCCUUCAUCCUCUCACAUAACACCAUCUUGGAAGAUGGGGGGUUGGCCCAGGACCCCAUGAAUAGGGUACCUCAGGCUUCCCCCCUCACGACAAGAAGGCAGAUGUUGAACUCAGCUGGGCAAGACUCAAAAUGGACCUCCGUCCCUGUAGUGCCUUUUCCCAGACCCCCAGGCCCUGUCCUCAGCCCCUACGGGUCAAUCUUUUGCUUUCCUGGGGCCCUCUCAGGGUGCUUGAUUGUGUUGAGGUUUUUUUUAACUAUAUAUUUUGUAUUUUGUGCAGAGAGUGUGUGCAGAAGGGGUCCCACCAGGGCUGGGGGCAGACAUUCCACCCCUCUCCCACCUCUUUAGAUAAUUCCUGUCAGUGUUAUAUGAUUUUGUUGGGGUUUUUUGUUUUGUUUUGUUUUUGAACCUUAAUUUAUUAUUAUUUUUUUAUAUUUAUUGUUAGAAAAUGACUUAUUUCUGCUCUGGAAUAAAAGUUGCAGAUGGUUCAAA